This is a messenger RNA of Fragaria vesca subsp. vesca, 777 nucleotides long. RefSeq lists its product as uncharacterized. The record is from RefSeq and is a predicted model, not a curated record. Gene Ontology annotation, molecular function: RNA-DNA hybrid ribonuclease activity; nucleic acid binding. Lineage: Eukaryota; Viridiplantae; Streptophyta; Magnoliopsida; Rosales; Rosaceae. The transcript has a single exon. The coding region runs from base 1 to 777 and encodes 258 amino acids.
AUGGACCAUUCAUUCUGCCAUUGCCCUUCUAGUCUUGCGGUUUGGAAUCUUGCUCAUUGUAAUGAUCUUUCAAAUGCCAAUGAUAUGGUUGAAACUUUAAAUGAUAUUUUCAUUAACAGGCCCUAUGAUGCUGACAAGCUCUCAAAAAUUAUUCUUCUGUGUUGGCAGAUUUGGCAAAAAAGAAAGAAUGUCAUUUUCAGGAAUGAAAUUUUCUCUCCCCAUGCAGUGGUAGCAGGUGCAGCUGCUUUCACAAGAAGAUUGAACUCUCAAACCAACACUUCUUCUUGUGUGGCAGCUCACUCAAACAACAUCAAGUGGUCUCUUCCUUCAUCCGGCUAUGUCAAAUUGAACUUCGAUGGGUAUGUCUUUCAACACAACUCCAAUUUUGCUUCAGGCUUUGUUUUACGAGAUGAUUCUGGCUGUCCUCUUAUUGCCUAUACCAGAAGGAUAGGGAAAACUGAUGUCCCUAUAGCUGAGGUUGUUGCUCUUAGAGAUGGUCUUCUCUCUGCUCGAAAUCGCAACAUCUCGAGAGUAAUUGCUGAAGGAGACUCACAACUUGUCAUCAACUGCAUCAAAAGCACUACCAGUAUUCCUUCGAAGCUAAGCUCGAUCGUGAAGGACAUCAUACAUAUUGCUACGAGAUUUGAGCAUAUCUCUUUUUCUCAUACGUUCCAGGAAGCAAACUUCAUUGCAAAUGUUGUCGCCAACCAUAGUCAUGUUUUGGGAUUUAAAUUUUUCUCAGCCGGUUGCUACUGCUUUAAAUUUCGACUUCUUUGA